This is a messenger RNA of Linum trigynum, 276 nucleotides long. NCBI's taxonomy places the organism in Eukaryota, Viridiplantae, Streptophyta, Magnoliopsida, Malpighiales, Linaceae. The record is from the annotation of a GenBank genome assembly.
AUGACUGUCUCAGUUCCGGGAGGUCCCCUCCCGGAUCCCCGCCCGCCAGAGAUCAACGCGGGCUCAACGCGACCGCCAGAUACGUCCUCAUCACCGAAUGGAAAGUCGGAACGCGAAACUCAACAAGCUAAAAAGCGUCCGAAGGCGAUGUGUGUGAACCCCCUGUUUGUGGCGACACCCAUGGCCGAGGACAGUGUGACGCCGGAGGAGAGCCCGGUCAAGAAUGGUAACAAUGGCACGAACAGCCCGAGACGCCCGGCGACUCAUACCGCAUGA